Messenger RNA from Acinonyx jubatus (cheetah), 5603 nucleotides. It is a transcript of the gene UBR1, whose product is annotated as ubiquitin protein ligase E3 component n-recognin 1. Gene Ontology annotation, cellular component: cytoplasm; ubiquitin ligase complex. The transcript is spliced from 47 exons. Bases 55 to 5316 code for a protein of 1753 amino acids. The record is from RefSeq and is a predicted model, not a curated record. Gene Ontology annotation, biological process: ubiquitin-dependent protein catabolic process via the N-end rule pathway; protein ubiquitination. Gene Ontology annotation, molecular function: ubiquitin protein ligase activity; zinc ion binding. Lineage: Eukaryota; Metazoa; Chordata; Mammalia; Carnivora; Felidae.
UUCCGCUCGUCUUCGGCCGGGGGUCUGGAACUGCGGGUGUCAGUUUCCCUCAAGAUGGCGGACGAGGAGGCUGGGGGUGCGGAGAGGAUGGAAGUCAGCACGGAGUUGCCCCAGACCCCUCAGCUCCUGGCAUCUUGGUGGGAUCAGCAAGUUGACUUUUAUACUACUUUUUUGCACCAUUUGGCACAGUUGGUGCCAGAAAUUUAUUCUGCUGAAAUGGACCCAGACUUGGAAAAGCAGGAGGAGAGUAUACAAAUGUCUAUAUUUACUCCACUGGAAUGGUAUUUAUUUGGAGAAGAUCCGGAUAUUUGCUUAGAGAAAUUGAAGCACAGUGGAGCAUUUCAACUCUGUGGGAAGGUUUUCAAAAGUGGAGAGACAACGUACUCUUGUAGGGACUGUGCAAUUGACCCAACAUGUGUACUCUGUAUGGACUGCUUCCAGAAUAGUGUUCAUAAAAAUCAUCGUUACAAGAUGCAUACUUCUACUGGAGGGGGAUUUUGUGACUGUGGAGACACAGAGGCAUGGAAAACAGGCCCUUUUUGUAUAAGUCAUGAACCUGGAAGAGCAGGUACCACAAAAGAGAGUUUACGUUGCCCAUUGAAUGAAGAGGUAAUUGCCCAAGCCCGGAAAAUAUUCCCUUCAGUGAUAAAAUACAUUGUAGAAAUGACUAUAUGGGAAGAGGAGAAAGAACUGCCUCCUGAACUCCAGAGAAGGGAGAAAAAUGAAAGAUACUAUUGUGUCCUUUUCAAUGAUGAACACCAUUCAUAUGACCAUGUCAUAUACAGUCUACAAAGGGCUCUUGACUGUGAGCUUGCAGAGGCCCAGUUGCACACCACUGCCAUAGACAAAGAGGGUCGUCGGGCUGUCAAAGCAGGUGCUUUUGCUGCUUGUCAGGAAGCAAAGGAAGAUAUAAAGAGUCAUUCAGAAAAUGUCUCUCAACAUCCACUUCACGUAGAAGUAUUACACUCUGAGGUUAUGGCUCACCAGAAAUUUGCUUUGCGUCUUGGCUCCUGGAUGAACAAAAUUAUGAGCUAUUCAAGUGACUUUAGACAGAUCUUUUGCCAAGCAUGCCUUAGAGAAGAACCUGGCUCUGAGAAUCCCUGUCUCAUAAGCAGGUUAAUGCUUUGGGAUGCAAAGCUUUAUAAAGGUGCCCGUAAGAUACUUCAUGAAUUGAUCUUCAGCAGUUUUUUUAUGGAGAUGGAAUACAAAAAAUUCUUUGCUAUGGAAUUUGUGAAGUAUUAUAAACAGCUGCAGAAAGAGUAUAUUAGUGAUGAUCAUGACAGAAGUAUCUCAGUAACUGCACUCUCAGUUCAGAUGUUUACUGUUCCUACUCUGGCUCGACAUCUUAUUGAAGAACAGAAUGUUAUCUCUGUCAUUACUGAAACUCUGCUAGAAGUUUUGCCUGAAUACUUGGACAGGAACAAUAAAUUCAACUUCCAGGGUUAUAGCCAGGACAAAUUGGGAAGAGUAUAUGCAGUAAUAUGUGAUCUAAAGUAUAUCCUGAUCAGCAAACCUACAGUAUGGACAGAAAGAUUAAGAAUGCAGUUCCUUGAAGGUUUUCGGUCUUUUUUGAAGAUUCUUACCUGUAUGCAGGGAAUGGAAGAAAUCAGAAGACAGGUUGGGCAACACAUAGAAGUGGAUCCUGACUGGGAGGCUGCCAUUGCUAUACAGAUGCAAUUGAAGAAUAUUUUACUCAUGUUCCAAGAGUGGUGUGCUUGUGAUGAAGAACUCUUACUGGUGGCUUAUAAAGAGUGUCACAAAGCUGUGAUGCGGUGCAGUACAAGUUUUAUAUCUAGUAGCAAGACAGUAGUACAAUUGUGGGGUCAUACUCUGGAAACUAAGUCAUACAAGGUAUCUGAAGAUCUUGUAAGCAUACAUCUGCCACUCUCCAGGACUCUUGCUGGUCUUCAUGUGCGUUUAAGCAGGCUGGGUGCCGUUUCAAGACUACAUGAAUUUGUGCCUUUUGAGGACUUUCAAGUAGAGGUACUAGUGGAAUAUCCUUUGCGUUGUCUGGUGUUGGUUGCCCAGGUUGUUGCUGAAAUGUGGCGAAGAAAUGGACUCUCUCUCAUUAGCCAGGUGUUUUACUACCAAGAUGUUAAGUGCAGAGAAGAAAUGUAUGAUAAAGAUAUCAUUAUGCUUCAGAUUGGUGCAUCUUUAAUGGAUCCCAACAGGUUCUUGUUACUGGUACUUCAGAGGUAUGAACUUGCUGAUGCUUUUAACAAGACUAUAUCCCCAAAAGACCAGGAUUUGAUUAAACAAUAUAAUACAUUAAUAGAAGAAAUGCUUCAAGUCCUCAUCUAUAUUGUGGGUGAGCGUUAUGUACCUGGCGUGGGAAAUGUAACCAAAGAAGAGGUCACAAUGAGAGAAAUUAUUCACUUGCUUUGUAUUGAACCCAUGCCACAUAGCGCCAUUGCCAAAAAUUUACCUGAGAACGAAAAUAAUGAAACUGGCUUAGAGAAUGUCAUAAACAAAGUGGCCACAUUUAAGAAACCAGGUGUAUCAGGCCAUGGAGUUUAUGAACUGAAAGAUGAAUCAUUGAAAGACUUCAAUAUGUACUUUUAUCAUUAUUCCAAAACGCAACAUAGCAAGGCAGAACAUAUGCAGAAGAAAAGGAGAAAACAAGAAAACAAAGAUGAAGCAUUACCACCACCACCACCUCCUGAAUUCUGCCCUGCUUUCAGCAAAGUGGUUAACCUUCUCAAUUGUGAUAUCAUGAUGUACAUUCUCAGGACCAUAUUUGAGCGGGCAAUUGACACAGAUUCUAACUUGUGGACUGAAGGGAUGCUUCAGAUGGCAUUUCAUAUUCUGGCAUUGGGUUUACUAGAAGAAAAGCAACAGCUUGAAAAAGCUCCUGAAGAAGAAGUGACAUUUGACUUUUACCAUAAGGCUUCAAGAUUGGGAAGUUCAGCCAUGAAUGCUCAGAAUAUACAGAUGCUUUUGGAAAAACUCAAAGGAAUUCCCCAGUUAGAAGGCCAGAAAGACAUGAUAACAUGGAUACUCCAGAUGUUUGACACAGUGAAGCGAUUAAGAGAAAAAUCUUGUUUAAUUGUAGCAACUACAUCAGGAUCAGAAUCUAUUAAGAAUGAUGAGAUUACUCAUGAUAAGGAAAAAGCAGAACGGAAAAGAAAAGCUGAAGCUGCUAGACUGCACCGCCAGAAGAUCAUGGCUCAGAUGUCUGCCUUACAGAAAAACUUUAUUGAAACUCACAAACUGAUGUAUGACAACACCUCAGAAAUGUCUGGGAAAGAAGACUCCAUUAUGGAGGAAGAGAGUGCCCCAGCAGUCAGUGACUACUCUAGAAUUGCUUUGGGUCCUAAACGGGGUCCGACUGUUACUGAAAAGGAGGUGCUGACAUGCAUCCUCUGCCAAGAAGAACAAGAGGUGAAAAUAGAAAAUAAUGCCAUGGUAUUAUCGGCCUGUGUCCAGAAAUCCACCGCCUUAACCCAGCACAGGGGAAAACCCAUAGAACUCUCAGGGGAAACCCUGGACCCGCUCUUCAUGGAUCCAGACUUGGCAUAUGGAACUUACACAGGAAGCUGUGGUCAUGUGAUGCAUGCGGUGUGCUGGCAGAAGUAUUUUGAAGCUGUACAACUGAGCUCUCAGCAGCGCAUUCAUGUUGACCUUUUCGACUUAGAGAGUGGAGAAUAUCUUUGCCCACUUUGCAAGUCUCUGUGCAAUACUGUGAUCCCCAUUAUUCCUUUGCAACCUCAAAGGAUAAACAGUGAGAAUGCAGAGGCUCUUGCUCAACUUUUGACGCUGGCACAAUGGAUACAGACUGUUCUGGCCAGAAUAUCAGGUUAUAAUAUGAAACACGCUAAAGGAGAAAACCCACCAAUUCCAGUCUUAGUUGAUCAAGGAAUGGGUGAUUCCACUUUUGAGUUCCAUUCCAUCCUGAGUUUUGGAAUUCAGCCUUCGAUAAAAUAUUCUAAUAGCAUCAAGGAAAUGGUCAUUCUCUUUGCUACAACAAUUUACAGAAUUGGACUAAAAGUACCUCCUGAUGAAACGGAUCCUCGAGUCCCCAUGAUGACCUGGAGCACAUGUGCUUUCACUGUCCAGGCAAUUGAAAACCUCUUGGGAGAUGAAGGAAAACCUCUGUUUGGAGCACUUCAAAAUAGACAGCAUAAUGGUCUGAAAGCAUUAAUGCAGUUUGCCAUUGCACAGAAGAUUACGUGUCCUCAGGUCCUGAUACAGAAACAUCUGAUUCGUCUCCUAUCAGUUGUUCUUCCUAACCUAAAAUCAGAAGAUACACCUUGCCUUCUUUCUAUAGAUCUAUUUCAUGUUUUGGUUGGUGCUGUGUUAGCAUUUCCAUCCUUGUAUUGGGAUGACACUGUUGAUCUGCAGCCUUCAUCAAUUAGUUCCUCGUAUAACCACCUUUAUCUCUUCCAUUUGAUCACCAUGGCACACAUGCUUCAGAUCCUUCUUACCAUAGACACAGACCUCCCCCUUGCUCAGGUUCAAGAAGAGAGUGAAGAGGCUCGUUCUGCAUCUUCUUUCUUGGCAGAAGUUUCUCAAUAUACAAAUGGCUGCAUUGGGUGUGGUAUUCCUGGCUGGUAUUUGUGGGUCUCAUUGAAGAAUGGUAUCACCCCUUACCUUCGCUGUGCUGCCUUGUUUUUCCACUAUUUACUUGGAGUAACUCCACCUGAUGAACUGCUGACAAAUCCUGCAGAAGGAGAAUACAGUGCACUCUGUAGCUAUCUAUCUUUACCCACAAAUUUGUUCCUGCUUUUCCAGGAAUAUUGGGAUACUGUAAGACCCCUCCUCCAGAGGUGGUGUGCAGAUCCUGCCUUACUAAACUGUUUGAAGCAGAAAAGCACCAUAGUCAGAUACCCUAGAAAAAGAAAUAGUUUGAUAGAGCUACCUGAUGACUAUAGCUGCCUCCUAAAUCAAGCUUCUCAUUUCAGGUGCCCACGGUCUGCAGAUGAUGAACGAAAGCACCCUGUCCUCUGUCUUUUCUGUGGAGCCAUACUGUGUUCUCAGAACAUUUGCUGCCAAGAAAUUGUGAAUGGGGAAGAGGUUGGAGCUUGCAUUUUUCAUGCACUUCACUGUGGAGCUGGAGUCUGCAUUUUCCUAAAAAUCCGAGAAUGCAGAGUAGUUCUGGUUGAAGGUAAAGCCAGAGGCUGUGCCUAUCCAGCCCCUUAUUUGGAUGAAUAUGGAGAAACAGACCCUGGCCUGAAGAGGGGCAAUCCCCUUCAUUUAUCUCGUGAACGGUAUCGGAAGCUCCAUUUGGUGUGGCAACAGCACUGCAUUAUAGAAGAGAUUGCUAGGAGCCAGGAAACUAAUCAGAUGUUAUUUGGAUUCAACUGGCAGUUAUUGUGAGCUUCAACUCUGCCUUGGGACAAUCACAAGUGAAGACAGUAAUGAAGACUGAUUGAAAAUUAUGGAGAUCUUUCUUUCUGAGGGCUGGGGAAGGGUUGGAGGGUCUUUUGCUCCAUGUCCAGAUUUGCAUACAUUAAUAAAAUAUUCCUUAAUGGAGUAUUGCUUUCAAUUAGUGAAAAUAUGCUUAAAGGAGUGAAAGGAUGACAUAGAUUAAUGUUUCAUGUUCCAGAACACUAAAAAAAUGCUUCUUCACCCCAAAUGUCUCACUGUGCUAUUUCCAGAAAACU